Messenger RNA from Fopius arisanus, 606 nucleotides. RefSeq names its product Eclosion hormone (gene Eh). Lineage: Eukaryota; Metazoa; Arthropoda; Insecta; Hymenoptera; Braconidae. The transcript is spliced from 3 exons. The record is from RefSeq and is a predicted model, not a curated record. The coding region runs from base 96 to 359 and encodes 87 amino acids. Gene Ontology annotation, biological process: neuropeptide signaling pathway; ecdysis, chitin-based cuticle. Gene Ontology annotation, molecular function: ecdysis-triggering hormone activity.
UCCUCGGUUGCGGUGAAGGGUGCGAGAAUAUUAAAAUAAAUAAGACAUUGACUAAUUGACUGAAUCAUUUAAAAAGGAAGAGCACAUUUGCAGUCAUGGCACCUCUUCAUCGCCUGGUUUCUUUGCUGAUCGUUGCUAUCGUCGUUGUUCACCUGACAGCACCUGCAGGUGCCACCAAAGAUCGAGUGGGUACAUGCAUACGGAACUGCGCACAAUGUAAGAGAAUGUUCGGCGAGUACUUUGAGGGUCAACGCUGCGCUGAAUCCUGCCUCAAGUUCAAGGGAAAAUCUAUUCCGGAUUGCGAGGACAUAAACACUAUUGAGCAAUUCAUUCACCGAGUGGAUGAGGAUGAGGACUAGGGAGGAAUAUUUCUGGAUGAACUGUCAAUGCCGUGGUUAAUGAACGCUGAAAUCGAUCGUCUUGCCAUUAUUUUAGCUGGAGAACUAGUUGUUCUCGAUGACUGCACUCUUCAUGUUAAUUAAUUAAUUUAUUUACCUUGACCCGUAUUAUUGUACACUUUACGCUAUUUAUUAAACGGUGAUUCGUUUCGAAAAGUCAGUAAUGAAGACUUCAUGCCAUUGUACAGAAAUUAUUUACAAUUGAUAU